This is a messenger RNA of Strongylocentrotus purpuratus (purple sea urchin), 1665 nucleotides long. Its product is annotated as V(D)J recombination-activating protein 1-like. Lineage: Eukaryota; Metazoa; Echinodermata; Echinoidea; Camarodonta; Strongylocentrotidae. Gene Ontology annotation, biological process: protein polyubiquitination; ubiquitin-dependent protein catabolic process. Gene Ontology annotation, molecular function: ubiquitin protein ligase activity; metal ion binding. The record is from RefSeq and is a predicted model, not a curated record. The transcript is spliced from 2 exons. The coding region runs from base 571 to 1497 and encodes 308 amino acids.
ACGUAUGUGAAUGAAAUGCGCGCAGCGCUCACCUAAUGUAUCUUGUAUUGACCGAGAGAGGGCUCACUCAUCUUUAAAAUUUAAAUACCCACGCCAAGGUCGAUCUUGUUGCUACCGGUUGCUACCGACGCUAUGAAUAAUAUGACUCACACAUCUAGGUCAUUGGGGAAACCCCAGAGAGGUAGCCAACCUCAUCUUGCAAUGAAAAUCAAAUAUAUGAUACACAUACUUUCUUACAAAACAAUGGUGACAUUCAAAACAAGAAAUCAAAACACCGGCAAUCAAUUUUGAAUUCGCCGGCGGCAAAAGGGGUGUGUCGGUCCCAUAUACACGUAGAUAUCACAGUAAAUAUUUUCAGUAUUUUUGAGGUUUCUUAAAAAAAUAUAUCUACCUAUCCACAAUUUUGCUUGCCUUUGUGUUGCUUUUAUAUCAAAAUUGACUAGUAUUGUUUAAACUUUCUUUCAUUUCUAGCCAUCCUACCUUUUUUUGGGCAAUCAUCUUGUGUUGUUGGUUUUGACCUUGUGUGGGGGUUUUAUACGUUCAUACUGUACUGUACACACAUCUAUAUGCAUGGAACAGCAUAUUAAUUGUUUGUCAUUGUUGUGUAGAUUUUGUGGAAGGAGGGUUGAGACUGAAUUGGGAAAGAAGGGGCAUGCAUAUAUGGUUUCAGACUACCAUCAAUUAAUUCUACAGAAAUUUAACAUUGACAUUUCUGAGGACACAUCAGAUAUACACCCCAAUAAAUUUUGUUGCACAUGCUAUUGCCAACUCACAAUCAAGAAACCAUCUAAUUUGACACCGAAAAACUGGGACUCGCACAAGAGAACAUCAGACUGUCAAACAUGUACACACUUUAAGCAAACACAAGCACCAGGCAGACCAAAGAAAAGAAAAGUUGGUGGCCGCCCCCCUGCAACAACAACACCUCAGUCUCACUUUUCUAAAUUGGGAGUAUCAGCCACAAAAGGCAAUCAGAAAUACAAUAUCGAUCAGGACACAUUUCACAUUGACGAUUCACUACAGUUCCUUUUGUGUAGUGUUUGUAGGUCUGUUGUGUCGUGUCCUGUAGAGUCACCUUGUAACCACCUGUUUUGUCUAGACUGUAUAUCGUCUCUCUUUGCCAAAGUGUCCGUUAGCUGUCCUCUUUGCGACCUUCAGUUUCAUUAUUCUCAAACACACACACCAGCCACAUACAUCAUCACAUUACUACACAAUCUUCAUGUUCAGUGUUCACUUUGUAAAACAUCCAUGCACUACACCAAAACAUCAGGCCAUUCAUGUCAAACCUCAAAUUGUGACCAUACAUACGCUAAAUCUAACUUUGUGGACCUCAACACCCAACAACGCCAGCAGAUAGCCUCUGACUACCUUAAAAGUCAGAUGGCCAAGUCCCAUGACGGUUUGUCAGCCAGCAUAGGAUUAGCAGGUCGUGGAAAGGUAAAUGCAACAGUCUUGUUUACUUUUAUAUCUUUUAUUAUAUUAUACAUGUAUAUAUAAUUUCAGUUUCAUACAUUUAAAUUUCAUACUGUAAAGAAUUAGCCAUUUAUUUUUUUAGUUCACAGUAUAACAAACGAAUAAAAUAAUCACGAUGGUGCAUAUAUCAUGUACGUAUAUAAACAAAACCUUUUACCCCCACCCCCCCCCCCCCCAAAAAAAAAAAAAAAA